Molecule: messenger RNA, 600 nt
Organism: Cooperia oncophora
Lineage: Eukaryota; Metazoa; Nematoda; Chromadorea; Rhabditida; Trichostrongylidae
Source: the annotation of a GenBank genome assembly
AGGAGAUCGCUCGUACCAUAGAGAAGCUCCAACGUUGUUAUAGCUCCAUCUGCCACGAACUGGCAGUAGACCAGGCUCAUUGUGUAGAAGUUGAUGAACAUCUUGAACAAGCUUGCAACCUUUCUGAGAGUAAGCGCAAGCAUCUUAUCCAGCAGAGUUCCAUAAUAGGUCAUCUGGAGCGCGUUGGUCUUCUAAGAAAUGAUUCCUCUGCUUGUAUUUUGGAACUUGGUGCAGGUAAAGAAAACCCUUCGUUGAAUAUAAAGCGGUUGCGGUGCUCCAUUGAGCAUCUUAAUCUGGCGGAAGUGGAGAUGCUGAAGGAUGUGUCAAAUCUGUGCGCCGUCUGUAAGCACUUCUGUGGCACUGCGACUGACGCCGGCAUUCGAUGUCUGUCGAAUGGUAUGCGCAGUGGGCUCAGUCUUGACGGCUUCGUUUUGGUACCUUGUUGCCAUCACAAAUCUCGAUACGUUGAGUACUCCGGGCGAGAGUUCUUAGCUCUAUGGAAUAUGGACAGCGAAGGUGAUUUCGCUGCCUUACGUCAUAUUGCUACAUGGGCUGUUUGUGGAUUUGGCAAGGUGAAUGCUGUCCGAGAAUCUGAAGCAG